AUGACGGGAAGGAGUAGAGAAGUAGUGAAUGUGAUGAAGAGGAGAAAAAUUAACAUCCUUUGUGUCCAGGAGACUAGAUGGCGAGGUAACAAGGCCAGAGAACUGGGAGAUGGGUACAAGCUCAUUUACAGUGGAGCAAACAAGGAAGGAAGAGGAGGUGUGGGAGUGGUAUCGGAUGCUGAGUGGAAGAAACACAUCGUGAAUGUAAACAGGUGUAGUGACAGAGUAAUGAACAUUAAGCUAAUGUAUGGAAAAGUCACAAUUAACAUCAUCACUGUCUACGCACCACAAGUCGGCUGUAGUAUUGAGGAGAAAGAGGAUUUUUGGGAACAGAUGGAUGUACAAAUCACUGGGAUAGGUAAGGAAGAGAGAAUCAUCCUUGGGGGUGAUCUGAAUGGCCAUGUGGGAAGAAAUAAAAAUGCUAUUGAGAGAAUACAUGGGGGAUGGGGUGUGGGAGAGAGAAAUGAAGAAGAUGAAAAUGUGGUGGAUUUUGCAGUGGCUUUCGACAGGGUUAUCAAUGGCGAGAGUGUCGCACCUCAACACUGGCUGAUCGUGAUAGACUUCGAGAUGAAAGAGGAAAGAAAAGGCAGACAACAACGAACAUCAAGAAUUAAAUGGUGGAGGUUGAAUGAUGAGGAGCUGAAAGCGGAGUUUAAAAUCAAAGUGCUGGACAGGAUGGUAGAAGCUGAAGAUCCAGACACAUGGUGGACAACAAACAGCAGGCACAUAAGAAUUAUGUGGGAAAACAUCAGGCAAGGACCCCUCGUAGGAUAA
Messenger RNA from Scylla paramamosain (green mud crab), 774 nucleotides. RefSeq lists its product as uncharacterized. Gene Ontology annotation, cellular component: nucleus. The transcript is spliced from 2 exons. The record is from RefSeq and is a predicted model, not a curated record. NCBI's taxonomy places the organism in Eukaryota, Metazoa, Arthropoda, Malacostraca, Decapoda, Portunidae. The coding region runs from base 1 to 774 and encodes 257 amino acids. Gene Ontology annotation, molecular function: catalytic activity. Gene Ontology annotation, biological process: chromatin remodeling.